Cyprinodon tularosa is the source of this 1128-nucleotide messenger RNA. RefSeq names its product ribosomal protein S27, isoform 2 (gene rps27.2). Bases 98 to 352 code for a protein of 84 amino acids. Gene Ontology annotation, molecular function: structural constituent of ribosome; RNA binding. The record is from RefSeq and is a predicted model, not a curated record. Lineage: Eukaryota; Metazoa; Chordata; Actinopteri; Cyprinodontiformes; Cyprinodontidae. Gene Ontology annotation, cellular component: cytosolic small ribosomal subunit; ribosome. The transcript has 4 exons. Gene Ontology annotation, biological process: ribosomal small subunit assembly; translation.
CUUUCUCCUCCCAUCAGCCAACAGUUUCCGGCACGUGACCGGAGAGGCCUCUUUCCUUUUUUUUCUUCUUCUAGAGACUCUACUGGAGACACGCGCCAUGCCUCUUGCAAAAGAUUUGUUGCACCCCAGUCCUGAGGAGGAAAAGAGGAGACACAAGAAGAAGCGGCUUGUUCAGAGUCCAAACUCUUAUUUCAUGGAUGUCAAAUGUCCAGGUUGCUAUAAGAUCACCACAGUGUUCAGCCAUGCUCAGACAGUAGUGCUGUGUGUGGGCUGCUCCACGGUCCUGUGCCAGCCGACAGGCGGAAAGGCUCGUCUGACAGAAGGAUGCUCGUUUAGGAGAAAACAACACUAGUGGGAUCAAACCUGGCUGCACAGGUGACAAAGAGAACUUGAUGGACAUCAGAUGAUGCUGCCAAAGAUUUAAUUCAGUUGAAAGGAAAAAGCUGAAGCUUUCUGUGGAAAAGAAAUCACCAUCCUGUCUGGAAUACCUUUGAUUGUUCUCUCUAAGUAGUCCAGGGGUUCUUAAUAAUUGAAUUAUUUCAAGUUUUAUCAUCCUGAAUCCCACUCUUUCAGCUUACAAAGUGAGAAAUGCUGUUAAUUUCUUGCUCAGGAUCAGGAUUUACUACUUUAGGACAUACUUUUGUCAAAAAAUUGAUGUUUUGAAAUGUUGCUACCUAAUAAAAUUGAUUAUUGCAGAUCCUGGAAAACACUAAAACUGUUUUUAACGAAAGGGAAAUGCUGUAGCUCACGCUACGGCUAAUCUUUGCUGCAGUUUUAUGUUAGUCUUAACUCUGGGCAAUGAUGUCUUCGAGGGCCACAGAGGAGUCGACAUGACGACUGUGUCGUCACUCGGUAGAUUCUGGGGGAAUGCUAUUCUUUCGUUUCCAAGACGCAGCACCCAGGGGCGAUGUGUUAAAUGAUAAUGGGUAUAGCUGUGGGUUUGAGCUCGCAAACUUCCUGUGGGAUGGAUUGAGAUCAGAGAGAUUGUGAAUAUUUGAAGCAUCUUUCUGCUGAGGUAUGGGGGGGGUGGCCAUCUGUACCGCCUUUCAGGCAGAUAGCUUCCUUGUACCUUCUUGUGGCCUGCUUGUUUGUGGAAGCAACUUGUUAAUAAAGUCAUGGGAAAGGUAA